GCCUGCUCUGCCCCAAAAAUUGCACUUAAUGCUGCAAGUGCUGUUUUGGGGGCAGAGCGGGCAAAGCCCCCGGACUGCAGUGAACGGUGCGGGCGCCGUUUUGGGGUUUCCCUGCCCUCGGGGGAGCUGCAACUCUCCAGCGCCGCCGCUCACUGCAAAACGCAGGGAGCUGCUGCGGAGGGAGCGGGGGUUACAGCCGUGCAAGACCGCAGCAGGAACACAGGAAAACGCCGGUCCCCUCCUCGGCCGGGUUGGCGCCGUCGGUAAAAGCGGGAUUUUUGGCCCCGGCUGCUUCCCGGGCCCCACAGCUGGUCGGUCCCGGCGGGAGUUGUGGCGUUACGGUCUGACGGCGACGGGGUGCCAGCGGUGCCCCAGUGAGCCUGCUGCGGCGCAGACCUCCGCGUCGCCCCCCAGCCCCUCGCUCUCCGGCUGCCCGCCGAGGCUCUGUCCGCUCUCCUUCGGCGAAGGCGUCGAGUUUGACCCCUUGCCGCCGACGGAAAUCAGGUACACGUCCUCAGUUAAAUACGACUCAGAGAAGCACUUCAUCGACGACGUCUACAUGCCCGUGGGCUUAAGCGUUUCGUCCUGCAGCCAGACGGUCGUGUGCGUCCCGAACUGCACGUGGCGCAGUUACAAAGCGGAGCUCCGCUUCGAGCCCCGCAACAAGCCCCUGCGCUUCACCAGCACCACCAUCGUCUACCCGAAGCACGCCAAGGCUGUGUACACCACCACCCUGGAUUACAACCGUCGGAAAUCCCUGCGGCGCUUCCUCUCCAGCGUCGAGCUGGAAACGUCGGAGUCCCUGGGGAACGACUGCGUCCUGGACGGUUGCUGACUGCCGGCUGCGGUCCGGCCCGGGCGCUGCGCUAGCCCCCCGUUAGCUAAAGGGGGGGCAGACCGCAGCGCUCCGGCCGGGGUAAGGGACCCUACUUGUCGCCGCCUGUCUCAGCUCUUAAUUCCUGCUUUAAGCACGAGAAUGGCCUGACCCCAGUCUUCCGCGGGAGCAUCCCUUCGUAAGGAGCUUGUUUCGUUGCCUUAAAAGUUGUUAGUUCCCCUCCCCUCCCCUGCAAUGCAGUAAUCAGAUAGAAAUAAGGGGAAGUAUUUUUCUAGAGAAAAAGUUAAUUGCGAUUUCACAGGUAGGGAAGAAUCGGGAAUAGCGUCUGACAGGUGGAAAUGCAUUCGCCGCUUUGUAGCGGUGUGCAAAAAUAAGGGCAGUUCGCUCUCUUGCAGAAAAUCUACCAGAUCAUUUGAUUACAUACGAGCAGAGCUAUCAUUUGUGUCAAUUUAAACCAUGGGGCUGUUUUCUCUGACACAACGAUCUCCUGAAAUUUCCUGGAAGAAGCUAACCGGGAGAAAAUCUGGAACUCUGCAUUUAACACGUACAGAAAUGUUACCCUGCUGCAUUCACGUCCGGUUCAGAGGUGCGAUUUGGAAAGAGGAUUUAGGAGCGGAGUGGGAGAAAACUGCUCUUGCAGCUCCAGGCAGCCAAGCAGGGAUCAGGUUAUUCACGUUAUUCGGGCGAGCGGAACAGCGCGUUUUCCGUGCCGACUCCUGCAACCCUGUUGUCUCAGUGUAACACGCGCACGUUCGCGCGCGGGUAGGUGGACUCGUAACGGAGAGCGUCAGGUUGAAAAGUGCUGCUGCAAAGCCAGCCCUCGGCAGCGAGGUCUCGAAGGCGGCGGCGGCCAGUCUUGCCUGUGCUGCCCGCACUGGCCGAGUUAGUAACCAGGAAAGGUUUGGAAAACCCGCAGCGUGCGAUGGGCCGCGGGCGGGGAAGGACGUGCUGGGAUCGGGCGCGGGAGCCGUCGUGGUGGCGGCUGCGGGUCCUUUCCGAGGAAGAGGUAGGCAGGAACACGGGUGUGUUUUAUGGCCAAAGGGAAUAACUUCGGAUUCUGCGAAGUCCAGCUGGAUGGUGUGUGCGUUAGUUUGUCAUGUGCUUUGAUGGAAGUAGCAACGUGGAGAUUUCCUACCUUGCCCGGGAGGUUUUCCUGCAGCGGGGUGCGGAGAGGGUGCUGAGGUGAGGGCGUGCACGCGUGCUGAGCGGCGCGCAAGGGUUCCCGCGGGGCUGAAAGCGCAGCGGGGACGGAAGGCUUGAGCUUGCGUGGUUUCGUGUUUGUUUUUUUAUAUAUUAGCUCAAGGCAGAACGUCCUUAAUCUUUGGUACUUGCCUGAGAAAACCAGACCCUACAACAGUUCCCGGGGGACGCAGCGUGCCGUGGACGCGGGGGACGUGCCGAGUUCGGGUCGCCUUCGCUGCUCGUCGGAGCAGCACAGCCUUCCCGCUGAGCUCCUCGGUGCCGGGCACGCCGUGGCGCCCCGGGGCCCGGCCGCUCGGAGGGGGCGUGAGCCAGGGUCUCCUCGGGGGAGCCGCCGCGGCACGGCACGGCACGGCAUGGCACGGCAUGGCACGGCAUGGCACGGCGUGCGGGAGCACCGAGGUGCCCGGACCGCCCCGGCUGCGCCCUGCCCGUGAAUUCACCGCCGGGAGAGCUGAGAGACUGCGUUAAGUUGUAAUCGUUACUCCUUCCUGGUUAAAUUAGAAACGAAACGACCCUUACGUUACGCCUUUAGGAUAAAACACCCGAUGUAUAAAACAAGCAGGUUUAACCGUGUACCUCUCAAACGUACUUUAAUCGGUAGAGAUGCUUUUUAAAUUAUCGGAGAUCCAACAUUUGCGAAGCUCUGAUUAGCUCUGCGCAAGUGCUCUGGUGUCUGUGACAUUCCCCAGCUCCUCCUCUUGAUUUUCUCAUUUUAACUAGUAAUAAAUGUUCUGAAAACUGUAAUAUAGGGAGGUCUUUUUAUUUUUUAUUCAAAAUUUUUCUGUUUGUUAUGGUAUUUACUUGGAAAUAAAUAUGUAAUAUAUCCUGCCA
Rhea pennata is the source of this 2869-nucleotide messenger RNA. RefSeq names its product refilin B (gene RFLNB). Gene Ontology annotation, molecular function: filamin binding. The record is from RefSeq and is a predicted model, not a curated record. The transcript has 3 exons. Bases 29 to 835 code for a protein of 268 amino acids. Gene Ontology annotation, biological process: negative regulation of bone mineralization involved in bone maturation; actin filament bundle organization; negative regulation of chondrocyte development. Gene Ontology annotation, cellular component: actin filament bundle. Lineage: Eukaryota; Metazoa; Chordata; Aves; Rheiformes; Rheidae.